This is a messenger RNA of Chrysochloris asiatica (Cape golden mole), 1152 nucleotides long. Its product is annotated as C2 calcium-dependent domain-containing protein 4A-like. The record is from RefSeq and is a predicted model, not a curated record. The transcript has a single exon. NCBI's taxonomy places the organism in Eukaryota, Metazoa, Chordata, Mammalia, Afrosoricida, Chrysochloridae. Bases 1 to 1152 code for a protein of 383 amino acids.
AUGUGGUGCCUGGAGCAGCUCUGUCUGGGUCCUGAGCGACUCCUGGGGCGUGGGGACUGGCUUCUCUGGGGUCGCGCCCCUCAAUCCACCUCCGUCAAGUCCACAGCAUUUGCCAACGUGCUCACUCCAGAACGCAUCCCUGAGUUCUGCAUCCCGCCGCGACUCGCGCCUGGUCUUGGCCCCGCUGCACUCCGAAACUCUCGGGACAAAGACUGGGGGACAGACGAGCGCGCUCGUCACACUGACUGGGACCCGCGCUCGCAGGCCGCGCUCUCGCUGCCGCACCUGCCCCGCGCGCGCACCGCCUACGGCUUUUGCGCGCUGCUCGAGAGCCCGCACACCCGCCGCAAGGAGUCGCUCUUUCUCGGGAGCCCUAGUGUCGCCGCGCUCCUUCGGUCGCCGGCAGCUCGGCCCGCUCCCCGCCCCCGGGCGCACACCUACUCCGGUGGCGGUGGAGACAACCCCCGUACGCCCCAGGGUCUUUCGCGAACCCCGAACGGAGUCCCUACUGCGUCCCCUGGCGACCCCAGCCCUCUCGGGGACACGCUUGUCCCGCGGCCCGGGACCUGCCGCUUCCUGCGCGCCCCCGACGGACUGCUGAGCCGCGCGCUGAGAGCCCGGAGGAGUCGUAGCCUGGCCCGGGCCCGCUCCAUCUCCCCCAGGGACGAGGACGAAGAACGCAGUGUCAGCCCAGGGAACCCAGCCUGUGACGCAUCCGUGUCCCCGCCGCCGCCGCCGCUGCCCCACAGCCCGCGACCCGAGCGCCUGGAGGCCGAGGGCACCGUGACUCUAGACCGCGCCGGCGGUACCCUGCGCUUGGCUGCCGAGUACUGCCGGGACAGCGGGCGCCUCCGCAUCCGGCUGCUGCGCGCAGAGGGCCUGGCCGGGGGCGCCGGCGAGUCCCGCGCAGUCGGCUGCCGCGUCAGCUUGGUCCUGCAGCCACCGGGCAAGACGCGCAAGCAACACAGCGCCUUGGUCCGGCGGAGCCGCAACCCGGUCUUCGAGGAAGACUUCUGCUUCGACGGGCUCACGGAGGACGAGGUGCGCCGCAUGGCCGUGCGCAUCAAGGCCGAGAACAAGGGCCACGGGCUGGAGAGGAGCCGCCUGCUGGGCCAGGGCGAGUUGCUGCUUGGCUCCCUCUUGCUCCUCUGA